This is a messenger RNA of Phytophthora infestans T30-4, 2337 nucleotides long. RefSeq lists its product as hypothetical. NCBI's taxonomy places the organism in Eukaryota, Oomycota, Peronosporomycetes, Peronosporales, Peronosporaceae. The transcript has 2 exons. The record is from RefSeq and is a predicted model, not a curated record. Gene Ontology annotation, cellular component: membrane. Bases 1 to 2337 code for a protein of 778 amino acids.
AUGGGGACGGGCUUUCGACAAACCCUAUUAGCAGGCACGCCCCGUAACCUAGCAGUGCUUGCACUAUUGUUUGCAAGUGUUGUAGCCACCUCGCAGGCGACGCAGCAGUCGUUUGCGGUGAUGUCGAAACUGCGCGGCUUCAAUAAGGCAUCGUUCAUCCAGCAGCAAGGAUAUCCCUACAGCAGUGCUCUCGUCAGCUAUCGAAGGCUGGAUGCGGCAGCGACCGAAGCCGAUGCAUCGAACAAGGCAAACGAAGUCGGAGCUUCUGUUCGCAAGGCCAUCAAGCAGCUUCGAGGAGGGACUGACAAGUUCUAUCACGAUCUCAUCACUGCAGUCAAAAUCACACUAUGUGAACAAGACCUGAAGGAUAACCAGAUUCGCUUUGUCAGCUGCGAUGCCGAUGAAGCCUACAAAUACGACAAUGGCGACCCCGUAAAGCUGUCUGAGACACCAUUGACGGACGACGAGACCAAGAAAGCUUACAGUCAGGGUCUGUGUGAGGUGGCUCCGAACUGUUACUGGGCCGAGAUUGUCGAUGGGGACACGAGUCGAGCUAAAGUAUACGCAGACGCUGAAAGCACCAUGGACGCCGCAGCGGCCGAAGCCAAGAUCAAGGAAUGGGCUACAGGCGUCAUCGGCUUUGUGAUUCCGGGCAUUGUAUUGGGUGUGCUGAGUCUACUGACGAUGGUUUUCUUUAUGAUUUGCCGCUGCUGCUGCAACCGAUGUGGCGGUCGCUUCCCGCGUGAAGAGGGCUACACGUGCAUGCAAAAGUUUUUGCCUUUGCUGUUCUUCCUGCUCUUUGCCAUCGGUGUCAUUGUGGUGUCUGCGGCUGCAUUCUUGUACCGAGGCACGAUGCUUUCUGCUGUGGAUGACAUGUUCAACGCAACGUCGGGGACGCUGGAGAACGGAAGCACUUGGAUCGUCAACAUUCGCACCCCCCUCCAAGAAAUCGCAGCAACCGUGGUCAAGUCGGCCGAUGAUAUUAAGGUGAAGCUUGACGGAACAGGUUUCAUCGACACUGGCCUAAAAGACAUUACGAUAAAGCUCGAUGACCUUGGUGACAAGUAUUCCACUGCUCCAAAGUUUCCAGCCGACUGCGUUCCUGACCCUAGUAAAACAAAUAAGGAAGCCGAUGGCGAUCCUUGCUACGAAUGCAAAGCCUGCACUGCAAUCGGUACCAAGGCGAGCGACGCUGCACAACAAGUCGACAAGAAUGCCGGUCCCGGUGUGAAGCAAUUGAGCAACGUCAAGAAGCAGCUCAAUACGAAACUGGUCGAGAUUUCGGGAAGUGUUCAAAGCGCAGUGGAUACGCAGGUAACCACAGCCAACGAUCUCAUUGAGACGGUCGACAAAACCCAAGGUGACGUGGACGACUACGACAGCAAGUUCCAGGGCUACCGAGACCAACUUGGGUACGCGAUCAUGGCAUUGUUUGCCCUUGCCCUGGUGGUUAUCGUGAUUGGAUUCAUUGGAAUCCUUUUCGGUCUCACACCUCUGAAAUUCCUUGCCAACAUCAUGCACAUCGCGUAUUUCCUCGGCUUCAUUGUCCUCAUCCUCGUGUUCAUCAUCAGUGCCGUUGCCCUCGCGAUCGGUGUAGUGCUUGGGGAUGCAUGUGAAGUCACACAAAUCUUCGCAGGCAACUGGACGGUGCCACUUGGUGAGUCGGCGAAAGCUGUGGAUGCUUGUUUCAAUAACGACUCGCUGCUGGACGUUUUCAACCUGUCCGACAAACUGGAUUUCGCUCGCGGUGGUAUCGAUUUCCCCGAGCUCGAUAUGACUUCCAUGUUCGACUUUUCUGACCUGGACGCCCUGGAAACAAGCACCAACAGCAUCGACGAAGCCAACUCCGUGCCGGCUACCGGUAAGGCUUACGUGUGUACGACCAACGCAAACCCGUGCACGUUCUCAACGUUCAUGAAGGAAAGUUACGCAGUGAUCUUCCCUGUAGCCACACUCAAGUACAGCAUGGAAAACUAUAAGGCGCAACUGGCUAACGACGUCAGCGACGUCACUGCCACUUCCGACACCUUUGAGACAAAUACGAAGAAACUCAACUCGGACAUCAACGGCAUCAAGACCGACCUCGACGCGAGUCUCAUCGAGUACGUGGGGGACUUUGAAGAGGCAAUGUACUGCACUUUCAUCGCCAACGGCUUCUGGGUCAUCUACGAUUCACUCUGCGGCGAUCUCAUGCCAUCCAUCACUAUGAUCGCGCUCAUGUUGUUCCUCUGCGGAAUUUUCUUAAUCCCCGUCAACGUCUGCCUCAUCAUCGGGGUCAAGCGUCUUAAGGCUCAUGGCAACGGACACAUCAUGGACACGGAAAUGAAGUUCAAGUAG